This is a messenger RNA of Thunnus maccoyii (southern bluefin tuna), 4503 nucleotides long. Its product is annotated as zinc finger protein GLI2-like. Gene Ontology annotation, cellular component: nucleus. Gene Ontology annotation, molecular function: RNA polymerase II cis-regulatory region sequence-specific DNA binding; DNA-binding transcription factor activity, RNA polymerase II-specific. Bases 182 to 4414 code for a protein of 1410 amino acids. NCBI's taxonomy places the organism in Eukaryota, Metazoa, Chordata, Actinopteri, Scombriformes, Scombridae. The transcript has 14 exons. The record is from RefSeq and is a predicted model, not a curated record. Gene Ontology annotation, biological process: regulation of transcription by RNA polymerase II; smoothened signaling pathway.
AAAAAAGACAAAAUGGACGGUAACGGUUUCGGAGACCUCCCGAAGAAACCCUCGCCCUCAGAGACGAGAGCCGUUGGUGGUGUUUGCAUGAGAUAAUUAGCCACCAAACCAGGCCAAGCAAGGACUGAAAUAAGCCCCCCACCACAUCUUCCCCACCUUCCACACGCCGAUACCGAUUGACAUGCGCCAUCACGAGGGACGAUACCACUACGAGCCCCACGCGCUCCACGCCAUGCACGGCCCUGCAGGUUUGGCCGGCAGCCCCGUCAUCUCCGAUAUCUCCCUGAUCCGCCUUUCGCCCGCCGCCGUGGCGACCGGCGACUCUCCGUUCAGCCCUCCGCACCCGUACGUCAACCCUCACAUGGAGCACUACCUGCGCUCUGUGCACAGCAGCCCCACCCUGUCCAUGAUCUCAGCGGCCAGAGGACUCAGCCCCGCCGACUUGGCCCACGAGCAUUUGAAAGAUCGCGGACUGUUCGGGCUUCCUCCUCCUCCUCCCGGGGCGAGUCCGGCAGAGUAUUACCACCUGAUGGCCAGCCACCGGAGCCCCUACAGCGAGCUGCUCAUGCAGGGGGCCGGGGCCACCGCUGGGGCCCACCUGUCCGACUACAUCACCCCCAUCGACGUGUCGCGGUUCUCCAGCCCCAGACUGACGCCCAGGCUGAGCAGGAAGAGGGCGUUGUCCAUCUCGCCGCUGUCCGACGCCAGCAUCGACCUCCAGACGAUGAUCCGCACCUCGCCCAACUCGCUGGUGGCCUACAUCAACAACUCUCGCUCCAGCUCGGCCGCCAGCAGCUCCUACGGACACCUGUCGGUCGGAGGGCUCAGCCCGUCCUUCCCCUUCCCCCAUCCCAUCAACCCGAUGGCCUACCAGCAGCUGCUGUCGCAGCAGCGAGGCCUCAGCGCCUUCGGCCACACUCCGCCUCUCAUCCAGCCUCCGCCCACCUUCUCCAGCCGCCAGCCGGGCCUCGGCCUCUCCUCGCUGCCCGCCUCCGCCCACAACAGCGACCUGACGUCCAAGAACCCCGGCGGCGACUCGGCCAUCAGCAGCAUAGUCGACCCCAUGAUCACCAAAAGGUCAAAGGUCAAGACUGAAACGGAGGGACUGAGGCCAAUGUCUCCCUGUUCACCGAACCAUCACGGCAGCUUGUUGGAUCUGAAGGACGACAUGGACCGGGACGAAUGCAAGCAAGAGCCCGAGGCCGUUUACGAGACCAACUGCCACUGGGAGGGCUGCAGCAAGGAGUACGACACGCAAGACCAGCUCGUCCAUCACAUCAAUAAUGACCACAUCCACGGAGAGAAGAAGGAGUUUGUGUGCCGCUGGGAGGACUGUUCGCGGGAGCAGAAGCCCUUCAAAGCUCAGUACAUGCUGGUGGUUCACAUGCGCCGACACACAGGGGAGAAACCACACAAGUGCACGUUUGAGGGCUGCUCUAAAGCGUACUCCCGUCUGGAGAAUCUCAAGACUCAUCUGCGCUCGCACACCGGCGAGAAACCGUACGUCUGCGAGCACGAAGGGUGCAACAAAGCCUUUUCAAACGCCUCGGACCGAGCCAAACACCAGAACCGGACACACUCCAACGAGAAACCGUACAUAUGUAAGAUCCCUGGCUGUACCAAACGCUACACAGAUCCCAGCUCUCUCAGGAAGCACGUGAAGACGGUCCACGGCCCGGAGGCCCACGUCACCAAGAAGCAGCGCAACGACCUGCCGCCCAGGCCGCCGGCGCCCAGGGAGAACGGCGAGAACGAGACGGGCAGCAGAGAGAGAAUCCAGAGGGAGGACAAGAUAUCAGACAGCAGCUCCCCCAGAGGCGUGGAGGACUACCUGCACGUCAAAUCCAUCAAGACGGAAAACUCUGUGAUGUAUCAGUCCAGCCCUGGCGGUCAGUCAUCAUGUAGCAGCGAACCAUCACCACUUGGCAGUGCCACCAACAAUGACAGUGGAGUAGAAAUGGCGGCGCACAGCGGGGGAAGCCUGGGGGACCUCAGCACCCUGGACGACCUGCCCUUCGUGGAGUCCUUUGGCUUCGAAGAUUCCCGCGGUGGGGUCGCGGCAGUGGGUCUCCACUUCCGGAAGCAGCUAAGCACCUGCCAGCGCCUGGAGCAUCUGAAGAAGGAGAAGCUGAAGACAGUGAGGGACUCGUGUCGGUGGGCCACAAACCCAACACCCCUGGCCCUCGGCACCAAGCUGCCACCCAUACCAGCAAGCGGGUCCCUCCUGGAGAGUCCGAGUAUGGGUGGUGGUCCUGUGUCCUUCCCUGGUUCCGGCUUUGGUGAUCUGAGCUCCGGUAAGACAACUCUGCUGGGAAGUCUUUCAGAGCGCCGUGACAGCACCUCCAGCACCCUGAGCUCAGUUUACACCCUCAGCCGCCGCUCCUCGGGCAUCUCCCCCUGCUCCUCAAGCCGGCGCUCCAGUCAGGCCUCACAGUUCGGUGCUAACCGCCCGAGCAAUGUCAGCUCUGCCGACUCCUACGACCCCAUCUCUGCCGACAUCUCACGGCGCUCCAGUCAGGCCAGUCAGUGUGGGGGAAGCAGCGGAGGAGCAGGAGGGUACGGAGGACGAAGCCUAACUAGCCCCCUCAGCCUGACCCCUGCCCAGCACUACCGCCUCAAAGCAAAAUAUGCUGCCGCCACUGGGGGCGCACCACCUACGCCUCUCCCAUACAUGGACAGGAUGAGUCUGAAGACUCACCCAACGUUAUAUGGGGACCUCCAGGAAUCCUCCACCACCACCAACGGGCUGUCCUCCAGGCAGUACAGCAGCUACACCACACGGAGCUUGAUGCCCCAUGAGGUCCCGUCAAACAUCCCCCGCCGAGCGAGUGACCCUGUGAGACGGGUGGCCAUAGAUUCUCUCAGCCAGCCACAGAUGCAACGCUACAGCAGCAUGGGAAGACUGAGCGGAGGGAUGCAGCCCCAUCCACCUCCUGCAGCAGAUCGGCAACAUUUAUCUCAGCAAACCUGCCUGAGAUCGGAUGGUAGUCUCCUCCGCUACCCUUACAGCCUGCAACCGCCCAGCAUAUCAGAGAACGUCACCAUGGAGACAAUGACAAAUGACAUCCCAGAGGAAGACCUAAUGCUGCCUGGUGACAUGGUGCAGCACCUCAAAACUGAGAACGGAGACACAGCAAACAGAGUGUUGACUCAUCAAGAUUUCCAAGGAAACCCUCUCCAGCAGCAGUCAUACUAUCAGAGAAGGAUGGCCAUCGUGGAUACCAACAUGAACCCGCCCACUCUUUUAGACACAUCUGGCAUGAGUCCAGGGCAGCAAAGGCAGAUGUGUCCAUCUUCACCGAGGGGCAGUAAGGCCAACUUAUCUGUUCCGUGGAACAAAGACUCUUUGGGACUCGUGGAUGUUGCUCAGCACCACUCCAAACUGCAGGCCAGAGGAAACCUGGCUGUCCUCCAGCAGAACCAGAACUUUGGAUCUUUUCACAACAAUCUCAGCUCCAACCAGCAGAUGAUUCAAAACCUUGCAAAUACACAGCAGAGAUGCAAACAGCCGAACACUGAACCAGGAGCAAACUGCUUCCAGCAGCAGAGAUUCCAGCAGUCGUCGAAUCUCAAUGAAGCAAUUAGCUCUCAGUACAGGUUCAAGGAAGGCAUCAGUCCUUAUGAUAAAAACGGUAACACCACUUAUCCACCUUGUAACAACACAGCAGCAGUCAAUGGGGACAUGUUAAGCUGCAAACAGGAGCCAGUUGACAUGCACUUUGCUGAUGCUGGAUUUCAGCCUGUGCAAAUCAAAAUUGAGGACUGUGAAGGAUCAAUCCUGAUUUCAGAUCAGCAGAACUGUAAAAUGCCCUCCCAGAAUCCUUUGCAAACUGGGAGUCAGAGUCAUCUCCAGCCAAGGCCUCCAAUAGAACCUAAAUCUUUAAACAGGCACCUUUCAAGGCCAAAGAUUGCACCGCAAACAAGGCAUCCAAGUUAUGCUAACCCAGAUGCUACUCCCAACUUAUCCAAUAGUGGAGUUAUCGGACUUCAUUGCGGCAACAACUCUGAUGACAAUGCCCUGUACUACACAGGGCAGAUUCAAGUAUUUGAGUCCAAUGGGAACUUGGACCAUCAUGUGGUGGAUGUACCUACUUUUGAAAAUGAUGGAGCAUCUCCCAGUUCAGGCGCCAGCCAAGCACCCAGGACUGUAGACUCUAAUGCAGUGCUGGAGCAGGCGCAGAUAGACUUUGACAGCAUGCUGGACGACGGGGAUCACUCCAGCCUCAUGUCGGGGACCCUGAGUCCAGGUCUGCUCCAGAGCUUGUCAAGGAGUUCCUCCCGCCUGACGACACCGAGGAACUCGGUCACAUUGCCCUCGGUGCCGGCGGGUACGGGGAACAUGGCGAUCGGGGACAUGAGCUCCUUGCUGUCUGCUCUGGCAGAAGAGAGCAAGUUCCUCAACUUGAUGUCUUAGCCACAUGUUACAGCAAACUGUUUCCUCUGACCGGAACAUAUUUGCAGAAGUUUUGAACUCCUGAUGGGCAAUAAACAUUCAACCACAGA